This is a messenger RNA of Peromyscus eremicus (cactus mouse), 1232 nucleotides long. RefSeq names its product glutaredoxin (gene Glrx). The record is from RefSeq and is a predicted model, not a curated record. Lineage: Eukaryota; Metazoa; Chordata; Mammalia; Rodentia; Cricetidae. The transcript is spliced from 3 exons. Bases 97 to 417 code for a protein of 106 amino acids.
UUCCUUAUUAAAUGAGAGCUGUAGCUAAGCCACGUUUUACACCCGACCAGUACCUUCAACUGAGCGGUCCUCCUGGGGAAGCUGCACCCUGUCAGUAUGGCUCAGGAGUUUGUGAACUGCAAGAUCCAGCCUGGGAAGGUGGUCGUGUUCAUCAAGCCCACCUGCCCCUACUGCCAGGAGACACAAGAAAUCCUCAGGCAACUGCCUUUCAAACAAGGGUUUCUGGAAUUUGUGGAUAUCACAGCUACCAACAACACCAGUGAGAUUCAAGAUUAUUUACAGCAGCUCACCGGAGCGAGAACAGUCCCUCGCGUCUUCAUUGGUAAAGACUGUAUAGGUGGAUGCAGUGAUCUGAUUAAAAUGCAGAAGAAUGGGGAGCUGAUGACCCGCCUGAAGCAGAUCGGAGCUCUGCAGUAAUGAAGGGGGGCAGCAGACCCCAUGCUGACAGCAGCUGUCCAGCCAUGCUGAUGCCAAUGCCAGAGAGCUGACCUGAAUCAAAAAGGAUGCCAGUAUUUCCUGGUGACUGGGAUUUUGAACAAAAACAGCUUUUAUUUCUUCUUUCCUUCAGUGCUAAAAACUGUUGCAAUUUGCUUUAACCUUGCAGCCAAGAAGCUUAGCAGACCACACUAGUUAGAAUAUGCAUUCUUCAUGUACCACCAUAUCUCUACCUCUAAGCCCACAAUUCUCAACCAAGUUUGUCUAAAUCUCCAGUGAAUCCGUUGCUGGUUCUCUGCUAGUACUGGUCAGCUGAAAUAAUUUUCCAGAACUCGGCUUCAUAAAGUGUUAUUAAAUCAUUGGAUAUUGUAAACUUGUUUUCAGUCACACAUGCAUCUCCCUCCCACACCCACCUCACUUCAGCAAUGACAGUUCUGAGUCAGUGUGCUUGAUCUUGCCCUGUCCCAGAACUCACAGAAGAUAAUCCACACUUACAUGAGAAUACCAAGAAAAUCUCAAGCAGCUGUGUGUUGAUCUGAGUUAGACUAAAAGCAAAAUUAAAUAUGAAAUGCAAAAUUAGAAAACCCUGCUUCCAAGAAUGUCUAUGAAAAAGAAAAACAAACAAACAAAAAACAAGAAUGUCUGUGAAGGAAGUCAAGUUUUCGAAAUUCCUUCCACCCACACUUUGAUGUUCUGUUUUGAUGUCUUGCAAUGAUGUAUAAUUGUUGUGAAACUGCAGGUCCCUUCUCUGUCUCAGUGAGAGGGCUCAUUCCUAAUAAAGGUGUACCUGGAAAUGA